UUCGGCUUUACAGAGACCGAAGCGGGAAGUUUGUACUCUGACCACAGCGCAGCCAUGGCCAUAGCCGCCACCAUUUCUCUUCCUCUUACCUCUCCAUCUCGACGCUCUCUCGCCUCUAUUCCUUCUCUUCGAUCUUCUUUUUCUUCCAGAGUUCAACUGGAUUUCCUUGGAAACAAUCCCGCGCGGAGGAGAAGCCCUAGGCUAUCCGUAUCCGCCUCCUCCGCUGGCCUUGAAGUUACGGAGAAAUCGUCGUCAUUGUCUUUUCUCGACCGGAGGGAGAGUGGCCUCCUCCACUUCGUUAAGUACCACGGUCUCGGCAAUGACUUCAUCUUGGUUGAUAAUCGCGACUCAUCAGAGCCUAGGGUGACUCCAGAGCAAGCUGUGAAGUUAUGUGAUCGGAACUUUGGAAUUGGUGCUGACGGAGUGAUCUUUGCUAUGCCCGGCGUUAAUGGUACUGAUUAUACCAUGAGAAUAUUCAAUUCCGAUGGCAGUGAACCGGAGAUGUGUGGUAAUGGAGUACGAUGCUUUGCCAGAUUUAUUGCGGAGCUUGAGAAUUUGCAGGGAAGACAUAGUUUCACUGUUCAUACUGGUGCUGGUCUUAUUAUUCCAGAACUUCAGGAUGACGGACAGGUAAAAGUAGAUAUGGGUGAGCCAAUUCUUAAAGCAUCAGGCGUACCUACCAGAUUGGCCCCAAAUACAGAUCAAGCUGUUGUUAAGUCAGACAUAGAAGUAGAUGAAGUUACAUGGAGCGUGACCUGCGUCAGUAUGGGAAACCCCCACUGUGUAACUUUUGGUAACAAAACCGAGCAGAGUCUGCAGGUCGAUGAUAUAAAUUUAGCUGCAAUUGGUCCAAAAUUUGAGCAUCAUGAGAUGUUUCCAGCACGAACAAAUACAGAAUUUGUACAAGUCGUUUCCCGUUCACACCUUAAAAUGCGUGUUUGGGAGCGUGGUGCAGGCGCCACACUUGCUUGUGGAACUGGAGCUUGUGCGGUUGUUGUUGCAGCAGUUCUUGAGGGUCGUGCUGGGCGGAGUUGCACCGUUGAUCUGCCUGGAGGACCAUUGCAGAUAGAGUGGAGUGAGCAAGACAACCACGUAUACAUGACUGGACCAGCCGAAGUAGUGUUCUAUGGAUCGGUUCCCCUACAGUAAAAUCAACAUUUUCUGCUUCUUGGAGACCACCACCACUCCAAAGGAUUCCGGGCGAAGCAAUUAUAAAAUUUUGGCCUCUCAGACGCCAUGGCUCCUCUAGCCCAUCUCUUGCCAUGAUUGAUAUAUAAAACCUCCAGAUGGUAACUUAUGAAAUAUAUUGAUGCUGCUUGUAUCUUCUGUCUGUACUUUCAUUACUUUGUAUGCACAACAUCUGUUUUGUAUGAAUUAAUUGAUGUGACUAACUGAAAACUUCCUUGCGAUUGUAGUAGUAGAAAUCUUUUCGUAUGUAUUCUGAUGGAUUGCCCCCAUUAUGGUGGCAUGGAGCAUCAAGUUUUCUGCACCACUGAGUUCCUGGUAUGUUAAUGAGUUUAAUGGCCAGAUUUCUCUAUUCUUUGGCUUGUCAACGAUUGUCCAGUGUAGAGGGCAGGUGAAUCGCAUAUUUCUUGUCCAAUCCCUCUUGGGUUGAAAGUUAUAUGGCUUAAUUAGGCUGUAUUUGAGACUGAUUUUUACAUACUUUUGCUAUUUUCCUAAA
Molecule: messenger RNA, 1681 nt
Organism: Momordica charantia (bitter melon)
Lineage: Eukaryota; Viridiplantae; Streptophyta; Magnoliopsida; Cucurbitales; Cucurbitaceae
Product: diaminopimelate epimerase family protein
Cellular component (GO): cytoplasm; cytosol
Molecular function (GO): diaminopimelate epimerase activity
Source: RefSeq, a predicted model, not a curated record